Blastomyces dermatitidis ER-3 is the source of this 6122-nucleotide messenger RNA. RefSeq names its product transcription elongation factor spt6. Gene Ontology annotation, cellular component: transcription elongation factor complex. Gene Ontology annotation, molecular function: histone binding; DNA binding; nucleosome binding. The record is from RefSeq and is a predicted model, not a curated record. Gene Ontology annotation, biological process: mRNA transcription by RNA polymerase II; transcription elongation by RNA polymerase II; nucleosome organization. The coding region runs from base 1284 to 5600 and encodes 1438 amino acids. Lineage: Eukaryota; Fungi; Ascomycota; Eurotiomycetes; Onygenales; Ajellomycetaceae. The transcript has 6 exons.
UCUGUAUAAUCUCAUUUUCAGAUUACUGUCAUGACUUAGAGCUGCCAGGAGAAAUUACCAUCUAGAUCAAAAAGAUCAUAAGAUAGCUGGCUCCUGCUAGCCACGCCUGGCACUCACCUAUAAUAUAGUUAUAGUAUGAAAUGCUGCCCCUUGGCCGGGUGUGUAAAUCUGUUGACAGCCCCCAAAUUUUGUCACUAUACUAUCCCCCAGGGCGUCCUCCGUGACCCGGCAGUCUAGCAGAAAAUAGUACUGAAUGACUUUCUAGCGUGGCCAAUCCACGCCCAGAGACGCCCGAAGAGCCCACGAUCUGCUUGACCCGUGGCUUGGGAUGCUGUGCGAGGAAUUAAUUUAAAUUACAACGUGUAAAUUCCUAUUGUCCCCUAGCUAGUUAACAAGGAACAUCCCCAACCGACUGGACCAAUGGCCGCUUUGGGGGUCCUGAUGAUGAAUAUCCUCGCGAAUUUCUGGAACAUGGCGACAGAUUGAGCAUGUUUUCGAUUUUCGAUUUCGGUGUUAAAUAGCACUACAUGAUUGUGUUCAGCGCCUUUUGACCAUAUCUAUGGAUAAAUAGAGGACAUUAUUGCCAAUAAUUAGCGGAUUCGGCAUUCUUUUUGAGGCAAAACAUUAUGGCCAAUAAUACAAAGUGGCCCCCUCGGCUUUUGGCGGUUAAACAUGCUGAUACUGUAAUAAUAAUGCUCGACGGAUAGCUUCCUAGGUGUGAAUUUCAAGGCAGUAAGUAAUAGCAGUUGAUCUAUUUUGGAAUCCAGACGUAACGAUGGAUAACGGACGUUCCUCUGUCGAUUUCUUAUACGGAAUAGUUAAUAUUCUGAAUAGUGAAUUUAUACCGAAUUCACUUUUUCCGCGAAGAUGUUAUUACUAGUCAGUCGUAUUUAUCUUUUAUAUUGACCCAAGCAGCCAUCUCAUCUCACCGUAAAGCAACUGAUGACAGCCUGCAAGAUUUCCAUUCCUAGGGUUGCCUGGCUGUUCAGGCCUUUAUUAACCACAUUUUCGGAGAGCUACCGGUAGCUAGUCAAUGCUAGUAAUAAUAGAAUGGCAGCUGUGCACUCUUUAUCAUUACACCAGCCACAGUCGGCAGCUUCUUUUUGACCUCCGUCGCCAUUCCCGAUCAGAAAAAUUGUCUGGAGCUUCUUCAUCAUCUUCUUCUGCAAUCUUUGCCAGCGCCACCCCAUCCCUCCUUUCCUUGUGUCUGUACUUCUCAAGCCCCUAUCCGAGCUAUUGACUAGCUUGGCUCCAGAGUCGGCGUUGCCCAACAUACACCAAAUAUGACGUCUCGGGACCUUCUCGACAACGAGGCCCUGCUGGACGACGAGGAGGACGAUGUAUCCUAUGACGGGGAAGCGGCCAGCGAUGGCCCCAGAGAGCGCGAGCAUGUAAACGGACAAUUCGAGGACUCAAGCGAAGAAGAUGAGGACGACGAUGACGAGGAAGCUGAACGCGCGGUCCGCGAAGGAUUCAUCGUCGAUGAGGAUGAGGAAAUUGAGGACCGGGAAGAACGUCGUCGCGAACGGAAAAGGCGUCGUCAGGCAGAGCGCGAGCGUGAAGAUGAGGACCUCGAUGAAGAAGAUAUCUACCUGAUCGGAGAAAAUAACCCAGAGCUACAGCGUGCUCUACCAACUGAGUCCAAGUUCAAACGUCUGAAACGCGGCCACAAGUCUGACAGAGAUCGACAUGUCUCUCGCGGCAUCGAUGACAUGUUCAACUCAGACGAGGAGGAGGAGGUUGAUCACUAUAGCAGAAUCGGGCGACAUGAACGAAGGGGGAUGGAGGAUGAUAUGGACAACUUCAUCGAGGAGGAUGUCUUCUCAGACGAAGAACGCGAACAGCUACAAGAAGACGAGGAAAUUGCACGCCCCAUGAGAAAGGGGUUGUCAGGAUUAGGCGUGACGGAUGCAACAGGCCUUGAUGAGACAGCGCUGGAAGACAUGCGGAUGGCCUUUGGUGACGGGAAUGACUAUCUAUUUGCGCUUGAGACCGAAGACCAAGAGGAAGAGCUGGACGAAGAUGAAGAAAAGCAACUUGACCUGAAGGAUGUUUUCGAGCCGUCCCAACUCGCGGAGAAGAUGUUGACCGAGGAAGACAAUGUUAUUCGUUUCACUGAUGAACCUGAACGAUGUCAGAUCGCGAGAAAGCCAUACAAGCAUGUCAUAUUGACCGACGAGCAGUUCAAGGAAGAGGCGAUUUGGAUAUCGAACCUCAUGUUGCUGAAGAAGCGCCUCGAUCCGGACCUGCGUGAACCGUUCCAGCGAUCCAUUGCGAAAGUCCUCGAGUUCAUGAUUACUGAUGAUUGGGAGGUCCCGUUUAUAUUCCAGCAUCGCAAAGAUUAUCUUAUACACGCUGCUAAAGUUCCCGUGUCCCCUGACCCUUCCAAUCCGGAUGGCCCAGAGUAUGUCGUCAAGGCUGAGAAGCUGUUGAAUAUGAUAGAUUUGUGGGAUAUUUUUGAAUACGAUCUGAAGUUCCGGUCGCUCGUCGAUAAGCGUAACAGCUUGCAAAAGACUUACGAUAACCUUCAAGCGGUUAGCAACGUAAAAGAUGACAUCUUUGAAUCGAUGCUGCCACUGGCUGUGACCAUGGAGGAGCUACAGGAUGUGCAGGACUAUCUUUACUUCCAGUACCCUAGUCAGCUGAGGGAUAUUGCAGUGGUUAAUGGGGGUGGCGAGGAUGGACUCUCUAAACAACGGCGGAAAGCUACCACGAGAACUUUUUCAGAACGUGUCAGAAAUAGCCGGGCGUAUGGUUUGGUUCGCGCAUUUGGUAUCACUGCGGAUGCUUUCGCGCAAAAUGCACUGAAAGAAGGAAAGCGGCAAUAUACCGAAGACCCCGCAGAACAGCCAGACGUGAUGGCGGAUAAUCUUCUUGACGAUAACUUUACAAAUGGCGGCCAUGCUCUGAAGGCUUCCAAGUCAAUGUUUGCCGAAGAAAUUACGAUGAAUCCCAAGAUGCGCAAGGUUAUGAGGCAGGCUUUUUACAUGAAUGGAGUUAUCGAGUGUUUCAGAACGGAGAAGGGUUUGAAAAAGAUCGACGAACAGCAUCCGUAUUACGAAUUUAAGUACCUUCGAAACCAGCAGCUAAGCGACAUUGCUCGUCGCCCGGAACUUUUCCUGCGGAUGCUUAAAGCGGAGGAAGAGGGCUUAGUGGAUGUUAAAGUCCGGUUCCAGAAUUUUGACAAUUUCAAGAAAAACCUUUAUUCGCAGAUCGAAUCGGAUAACUUUAGCGAACUUGCUGACGCGUGGAAUAGAGAGCGAAGAGAGGUUGUUGAUAUGGCCCUUGGGAAGCUGGAGAGGAUUAUGAGCCGGGGUGUUAAGGAAAAUAUUAGGACGGAAUGCGAGAACCAUGUUGCCAAGGAGUGCAGAGAAGCAUUCUCGUUACGACUUGAUCAGGCUCCUUAUAAGCCCAAGGGGAUGAUUCUAGGCACCAUUCCCAGAGUUCUUGCUUUAUCGAAUGGAAACGGUGUCGUCGGGAAAGAUCCUAUCUACUGGGCAUGGGUUGAAGAAGAUGGUAGGGUGCUGGAGAAUGGAAAAUUUGUCGACCUCUCUCUCGGUGACUCGGGCCGAAUGAUUGCGGAUGGCAAAGACGUCGCCGCCUUCGUUGAACUCGUGGAUAGACGCAAGCCUGAUGUUAUUGGUGUAUCCGGGUUCUCGCCCGAGACUAGAAAGCUUUCCAAACAACUGUCGGAUCUUGUCUCUUCGAAAGACCUGCGUGGCGCUACUUACACCAACGACUACGAUGAGGAAGUCAGCGAUCACCUAGAAGUGGUUAUGGUGAACGAUGAAGUCGCCCGACUCUACCAGACUAGCGAGCGGGCUAAAAUGGAGCAUCCUGGUUUUGCUACUUUGACUCACUAUUGUGUUGCGCUGGCUAAGUACCUCCAGAACCCGAUGAAGGAGUACGCAUCCUUGGGUAGAGACAUUGUAUCGAUUCAGUUCAAGCCAGGACAGCAACUUGUUCCUCAGGACAAAAUCCUGAAGCAGCUGGAAACGGCUCUCGUGGACAUGGUCAACCUUUGUGGUGUUGACAUAAACGAGGCUGUCACUGAUAUGGCAACGGCAAACCUACUUCCCUACGUCUGCGGCCUUGGCCCUCGGAAAGCUGCCCACCUUCUUAAGAUUAUCAAUAUGAACGGAGGCAUUGUCAACAAUAGGAUGGAGCUUCUUGGCGUCAAUGCUCAAUAUCCGGCCAUGGGCGUCAAAGUUUGGAACAACUGCGCCAGUUUCCUCUUUAUUGAUUAUGACAGUACUGAUCCGGACGCGGACUACCUUGAUAAUACACGUGUUCAUCCUGAAGACUAUGAUAUUGGCCGGAAAAUGGCUGCUGAUGCGUUGGAGCUCGAUGAAGAAGAUAUCAAGGCUGAAACAGAUGAAAAUGGACAAGGCGCUAUUAUUCGCAAACUUAUCAAGGAAGACGCGCAGGAUAGAGUCAAUGAUCUUAUUCUCGAGGAGUACGCUGAGCAGCUUGAAAAGAACCUUAGCCAGCGGAAGCGAGCUACUCUCGAAACCAUUCGUGCGGAAUUACAGCAGCCGUAUGAAGAGUUGCGGAAACAGUUUGCCUUCCUAGGCACGGAUACUAUCUUCACCAUGUUGACUGGAGAGACACCCGAGUCUCUGGCAGAAGGUAUGGUCGUGCCGAUUUCCAUCAAACGCGUUACAGACGAUCAUAUCGACGGCAAGCUAGACUGCGGAAUCGACGCUAUCGCCGGCGAGGUUGAAAUUACCGACCGCUAUGACAUCCCCGUUCGAAGUCUGUUUGCCCCCCACCAAACGGUUCAGGGAAAGAUUCUCUACCUCAACCGUAAGCUCCUCCAGGCCAACGUCUCCCUGCGAGAAAGUCAGGUCAACAAGCCGUAUCGACGACAGUUCGAUCACCUCCGCAGCGAAUGGGAUGAGCGACAAGAAGACGCGGAUAGAGAGGCGCUCCGCGAAAAGACAGAGACGAGCGGCCGGGCAAUGCGCGUUAUCAAACAUCCGCUGUUCCGCCCUUUCAACUCUGUGCAAGCUGAGGAGUUCCUUGCGACCCAGAGCCGUGGGGAUGUGGUUAUCAGACCCUCAUCGAACGGGAUCGACCAUAUCGCCGCCACCUGGAAGGUCUCCGAUGGCAUCUACCAACACCUUGACAUCCUUGAGCUAGACAAAGAGAAUGAGUUCUCCGUGGGCAAGAUUUUGAAGGUUGGCGGUAGGUACUCGUAUAGCGAUCUUGACGAGCUUAUCGUCAACCAUAUCAAGGCCAUGGCCAAGAAGGUGGAUGAUAUGAUGAACCAUGAGAAGUUCCAGGAGGGAACCAAGGCCGAUACAGAAGGCUGGUUAACAACCUACACAAAAGCCAAUCCCCGCCGCUCCGUCUACGCAUUCUGCAUCGACCGCAAGCACCCGGGCUAUUUCCACCUCUGCUUCAAAGCAGGCGAGAAUGCGCAGUUGAAUAGCUGGGCUGUCAAGGUUAUCCCGCAGGGGUAUGAGUUGCAACGUAACCCGUAUCCGGACAUGAUGGCGCUAUGUAAUGGGUUUAAACUACUGUUUGCGAAUUUGCAGGCGCGAGCUAAGAGUCGGGCUGCUGGUGGUGGUGGUGGUGGUGGUGGUGGGUAUCGGUGAUUUUUAUCAUAGGUGAUCUUGAGACUGGAUUGGGGUCGGGGAGUACAUUAUUAUUUUAUUUUUUUUCUGUUUCUCAGACAUUCUUGUAUUGCUGCCCUUUCUGUGGAAUUAUGGAUGAAAGGAUGGAUAGAUAAAUAGGUUGGUUUGAAGCGAUAGGUACGGUAUAUCCAUGCAACUCAUAUGUCUAUUACUGCCUAUAUUUCUUUUUUAUCUUUUCUUUUUGCUGGGUGUUUUAUAAACUUGAGCUGGGGAUCAUCUCUUUUUCUUCUUUGGUUUUCCCCGCUUGUCGACGAUAUGGGAUGAGAUCGAUCAUGUUCAUUAUAGCUAGGCACCAGGGGAAAUCGCUUUGAUAUCUGGUGAUAAAGUAAGGGGGGGGGGGCCAAGCUGAUAGUGGAAUCAGAGGAGGAGCUUGUUGCAGAAUAUAACAUUCACAUUCCAAGUAUAAUUCUUUCUUACGUUAAAUGAGGCAGGAUGGGGAUUGUAGUGGUAUGAUACAACCAGCACAUCCAUGUUUCAACCGUC